AUGACGUCAAAUGCACAGAAAAAACGUGAAUAUUUCUUGCGACACGGAGCACUGUCACUGAGCGUACCAACUCGAAGGAAAUGGUAUAGAAAAGUGCCUCCAAUGGAUUUCCAGGAAAAUACCGCUGAAAGAAAUUGUUCUGAUUUGGGGUUGAGUACGACUUCCAACCAACUAAUCAGUGCAGUAGCAACUUGGCAUAGUAUUCAUGCAAGCUUGAUGAAACUUGGCCUUUCAAGUGAUGGUACACCAUCGGAAAAAAUGAUCGAAGCAUCAUCCAAAUCAUCUAGCUCAAGGAGCAACAGCUAUUCCACCGAUUCAUUCAUCAGUUGUAUCAGCGAUGAUUCACUGAGUGGGAACCAAUCCAGUGAUGAAAGUUUGGAUGAAAAAUUAUUCAAUUAUCACCCGCGAAUAUCCAUUUCAAAUCUGGAACUUCGAAGUUCACAGCUGAAGGAAAUAUUUCCCGGGUUGUCGGAACAUUGGAGGUGUUUUUAA
Loa loa (African eye worm) is the source of this 492-nucleotide messenger RNA. RefSeq lists its product as hypothetical. The record is from RefSeq and is a predicted model, not a curated record. The transcript is spliced from 4 exons. NCBI's taxonomy places the organism in Eukaryota, Metazoa, Nematoda, Chromadorea, Rhabditida, Onchocercidae. The coding region runs from base 1 to 492 and encodes 163 amino acids.